UCGACUUAAUUGUGGGGGAGAAUGGCGGUGUUGUCUGGCGGUCUGGCGUUCUCCUGAAAUAACCACGAAAUUAUGGCAAAUACGGGAUAAAACAUUAUUUCAACGACUUUUUGUGAAUACGUGAGGGAAAAUAGUCGAGUGUUACGUAUUGUCGGUUAUAUUUGAGUUCAUAUAGACUAGUGAGAAAGGAUUUGUUUGUGAUAAUGGAUCAGGCACCUUCAGACAACGAGUUAAGAAAAAUCAUCGACAAACUAGCUCAGUUUGUUGCUCGGAAUGGACCAGAGUUUGAGCAAAUGACAAAGAACAAGCAGAAAGACAAUCCAAAAUUCAGUUUCUUGUUCGGUGGAGAGUACUUCAACUAUUACCAAUACAAAGUGACGACAGAACAAGCGAUUUUAAAGCAAAAGGAAAUAAAUCCAAUGCAAAAUGCAGAUCCACGUUUAAACGUUUCGCAGCAGCAGCAGCAAGUAACAGGCCAACCAGUUGCCCAGCUCAAUAAUGUCACCCUAAACAGCCAGAACAACGGUUUGAGCCAAGUUGGUGCUGUUGGUGUGAUACAAACGAUACAGAAUGCAGUGCCACCUGCUGGUAUUGGAGCUGUUGGGGGUGUGAUAAGUGGUAAUCCACCAAUGGGUGGACCCUGUCCUGGUGUUGGUAUCAAUGGGCCACCAGCCUGGUUGCAAAACGAAUUGCAAAAUCUACAGACACAGCAGGCUGCACUACAGGAACAGGUGAAGCAGUCUGGAGUUAAUUUGGGGGCACAGCAUGCUUCACUUAUGGCGCAGCAGCAGGGAAGAGUUGAGGAGGCUGUGAGGCAGGCACAGGAAACAGCACUCCAGAGCUCGGCGCAGACAACAGAUACUAAUCUCAUCGCUUUUGAUGCCGUUCUUCAGCCUAUUAUUGACAGUUGUACUAAGGACAGUAUCAGUACGGGAAAGGCAUGGAUUUUACAGUACAGCAUCACACCUGCGAGCAAUCAGGUCAUUGCCGAGCAUUUAUUGAAAAGGGUGAUUCAGAGUACAACUUUCAAUCAGAAACUUCACAUUAUUUAUUUGGUUAACGACGUCUUGCAUCAUUGUGCUAGAAAAAAGACAGGUGACCUCCGCAAAGCAAUGGAAAAUGUUGUUGUUCCCAUGUUCUGCAACACAUCAUUAGCAGCGACUGAUGACCAAGUAGCAAAAUUAAACAAAUUGUUGAGCCUCUGGGAGUCAAAGAACAAUUACUUCGACGAGGGAAUUAUUGAGAAACUUAAGCAGCCCAGUACCUCGUGGUCUGAUUAUCAAGCAGGUCUUGUGUCACAGUUUGCUAGUGCCAUCACUCCCAUCACAACGACCACCAAACAGACUUAUGAUAAUUAUCAGGCACAGCAUCAGGCGUUCGUCGAGCAUGCGAAGAAUCAAAUUGCUAAUAUUGAACAACGAAAAAGAGCAAUUGAACAGCAGCUUAUGGCACCUGCACCUCCGCCAAUGCCACCAAUGGUGCCGAAUCAGCAGAAUAUGAGUAUGCCACCGAGUCACACAGGCCCACCACCUCCAAUAGCCGGUGAUCUGAAUUUUACUCAACCACCACCAGGAUGGGGUGUGCCACAGCCACCGGGACCACCUCCAUUUGCAACAGUACCACUGCCAGAUCUAUCAAAGCCACCACCCGGCUUUGGACCACCUCCAGUGAUACAUGAGCCCUCGGUUGAGGAUCUCAUGCCCAGUAUGCCUUAUUUUGAGCUGCCAGCUGGCCUCAUGGUUCCACUCAUCAAGCUUGAGGAUGGGGAUUACAAGCCACUGGAUCCUGAUGCCAUCAGGCUACCCCCACCAGCGCCACCUAGUGAUCGACUCGUGGCUGCGGUCGAGGCAUUCUAUGCACCACCAAAUCAUGAUUCUCCCCGGGAUAGUGACGGAUGGGAAAAACUCGGUCUCUACGAGUACUAUAAAGCGAAGAACGUAGCUCGUAAGCGAAAAGAGGAGGACAUACUGUCGGGUGCUCGUGAAAAAUCGCGAUCGCCCUCACCAAUACUUCGGGCUCGCUCGAAAAGCCCGAGUCCACCAAAGAAACGUUACAGAAGUAAAUCGCGUUCACGAUCACGAUCGAGAUCACGAGGUCGCAGUAAAUCGCGCUCACCCACUGCUAAUCAUCGUCGAAAUAGUCGCACCGGUGCGCACAGUGCACACAAUAGCAGAAGUCGAAGGAGACGAAACAGUAACAAGGAGAGAAGCCCGGAUAGAAGGAGUGACAGGGAACGAAGUCCAACGCCUCCUAGUUUUCUGGGAUCAACAUACAGCAAAGGACCUGUCGAGUCUUCCCUCGAUGAGAGCAACAAGGGCCAUCAGUUGCUGAAGAAGAUGGGCUGGGGUGGGGCGGGUCUGGGGGCCAAUGAGCAGGGAAUUGAGGCGCCGAUUUCUGGGGGAGAAAUCAGGGACCGGAAUGAUCAGUACAAAGGGGUUGGCAUCAAUCUCAACGAUCCUUAUGAGAACUUCAGGAAGAGCAAGGGACAGGCCUUCAUCACGAGAAUGAAGGCUAGGGCUGAGGAGAGGGCUGAAGAAAGAGGGGACAGGGAAUAAGGGGUAGAGGAAGUGGUGGUGCCAAGUGAAAGACAGAUUCGCUAAUUUUGGAAAUUGAUUUUGGCAGAGUUUCGAGGUGCAAAAAAAAUUUGGAGGAACCAUCUGUUUGAAGUGGUAAAAGGUCAGUGAACUUAAGACUCAUGAGGAAACCGUCCAGUCAAAUAUGUUACGUGUGUCGAAGUAGGUGAGAGACAGUUGGGACGAUUUCCUCUUCAGAUAAACUUUGAAGGAAGAUUUGCGAAUUAAAUCUUGAUGAUUUUUUUGUGAACACGUUCUUUGAUGCAUCAACAAAUUCUGUCAUAAAUGUCAGAGAGCCCGAAGAGCCGCAACAAUUAUGAUAAUUUCUAAAAUAAAAUAGAUCAUUCGACCCUUGCAUCUACAUUACCAACGCAUCGGCAAUAUAGGAAAUGAAAAUUUCGUAAUAUUUUCAUUGUUACAAUUCUUCAAGGCUAUCGCAAAUUUUUUAAGACAUUAAAAAAGUUUUCGGGGAUGUUUUUAUAAAAAAAUCAUUGAUUUUUAGAGCUUUUAUUUUCUUCCUGACCAAGCCGUAAACCUCUUAAAAGACGUAGUCAAAUUUAUCUCAGGAAGUCCUCCACAAAAACUUUUAUUUCUCAAAUUUGGUGUUUCUUCCUUAGAAUUCAGAGAGAUUUCGUAAAAUAUCAGUUAAGAGCCAAGUCGAUUCACUUUCUUCAUCAUUUUCGUGCGGAAAUCGUUAAUGAGCUUCACGGAAAUAUGAUGGAGGCAUUUUUUGUAGAGAGAAUGGAAUACGAGGGAAAAGUUUUCCAUGAGAAUUUUUUCAUUUUCCUCCAUUUUGUCGGAAAUUCCCUGAAAACUUUCACUGUUCUUCCUGGUUUAUCGUACAGCAUGGAUUAAUGAGCGUUGCAUUCCGGUUAUCAUUAACACGAUUGAAGAUUUAUUGGUGAGCUCAGAGAGUAACCAACACGUGGGGGAAAAUUUGUAAUUAUAAACUUUGAGGAUAUUAGAAGUACUGUUUUUACGAUUAGAUUAAUCAAUCGGGAGUUUGAUGAUCGGGAUUUUUUGGAGCUGAGUAUGAUUGUAAAUACUCGAAUGAGAUGAGAUGGACGUAAUGUACAAAGAAUUAAUUAUUGUUCAAUAAGAAAGAAGGAACUUAAUUUUA
Diachasmimorpha longicaudata is the source of this 3693-nucleotide messenger RNA. RefSeq names its product calcium homeostasis endoplasmic reticulum protein (gene scaf6). The record is from RefSeq and is a predicted model, not a curated record. Gene Ontology annotation, cellular component: perinuclear region of cytoplasm. NCBI's taxonomy places the organism in Eukaryota, Metazoa, Arthropoda, Insecta, Hymenoptera, Braconidae. The transcript has 7 exons. Bases 204 to 2555 code for a protein of 783 amino acids. Gene Ontology annotation, biological process: intracellular calcium ion homeostasis; RNA processing. Gene Ontology annotation, molecular function: RNA binding.